UACGUCAUUGUUCUCAUUCAUUCACUCAUUGGGGAAAUCCUAAUCAUAUUUUAUUAUCAUUUUGUACUUUUAGACUAAAUACGUUUUUAAAUUCAAAGUUCAGUGUGACUAACAGUCUUUGUUUUAAUACGGAGAAAACACUACGUUCUGUUAUUGAUUAACUGUUUCUUGGGUUGUGAUUUUAUUGCUGUCUAUUAGAAGUGUUUAUAGUUCGUCACAAUGGCUAGUAAUACUCCGUCCGCUCCAAGCGACCUUCCACCCGCGUAUUCAGAGGUCGUCGGUAAUCCGCAGUACGGGUUCGUGGCUCCAGAGGGUUCGUUCGCAGAUCCUCACGCUGCGUACAAGCCGUCGUUUACCCCAGCGGGGGUGUACCCGCACCCGCCCAGCGGGGCCACGACGGCACAACCCCAGCCGGGCGUGCCGCCGCCACCGCCGGGCGCCGUUCCCGUGGGGAUCGUACUGCCGCAGGCGGUGGGCAGCGAGCCAACGACCAUCACCUGCUUCAACUGUGGCAAAGUAGUCACCACCAGAGUUACAUACACAACAGCCUGGCAUACCCAUUUAGUAGCUGGUUCAGUGUGUGUUAUCACAAUGGUGUGCUCUCUGUGCUGCCUCGGGCUGGUGCCAUAUUGCUUCGACACAUUCAAGGACGCGGAACACUACUGCCCCAACUGCAACACAUUUGUCGGAAAGAGCAACAAAUGCUAAACAUUCUUAUGAAUUUUUACCCUCUUACGAGUUGACAAUAGCAAUGACUCAUUAACUAA
Messenger RNA from Cydia splendana, 767 nucleotides. RefSeq names its product lipopolysaccharide-induced tumor necrosis factor-alpha factor homolog. The coding region runs from base 220 to 708 and encodes 162 amino acids. Gene Ontology annotation, molecular function: zinc ion binding. The record is from RefSeq and is a predicted model, not a curated record. Lineage: Eukaryota; Metazoa; Arthropoda; Insecta; Lepidoptera; Tortricidae. The transcript has 2 exons.